CCGCCAGAUGGCGACGGGAUGGACAACCCAAAAACUACAGAGGAUUUAGUAAUCUGGACAGUUUACUUCAGUUCUUCUAAUCAGAGAGGUCGGAGAGCAGGGAAAUCAAUUGACAAAGCUGUCCUGCGUAUUCGUAUAUGAACUUUUACACAAACUCAGAUCCCGUGCUUGUAAGACUCAGGAUGCAGGUGUGCUCUGUGUGCUGCAUUCUGCUGGUGAUCUUUCAGUUCCAGCCUUCCUCAGCCCACAAUGACUUCUUCACCUCCAUUGGUCAGAUGACUGACCUGGUGUACACAGAGAAGGACCUGGUCAGCUCUCUGAAGGACUACAUCCAGGCAGAAGAGAGCAAGCUGGAACAGGUGAAAAGGUGGGUGGAAAUGCUAGACUCUCUGACAUCCACAGCCAUGCAGGACCCAGAAGGCUUUCUGGGCCACCCAGUCAAUGCCUUCAAACUGAUGAAGAGGCUCAACACAGAGUGGGGAAAUGUGGAGAGCCUGGUACUGAAGGACACUUCCAACAAAUUCAUCUCCAACCUGACCGUCCAGCGGCAGUACUUUCCCAGGGACGAGGAUCAGAUUGGAGCAGCCAAGGCCCUGUUGAGGCUGCAGGACACCUACAAGCUGGACUCCAACACCAUCUCUACUGGGGACCUACCUGGGGUCAGAUACAAGAACCCCAUGACGGUGGAGGACUGUUUCGAGCUGGGGAAGGUCGCAUAUACUGAAUCAGAUUACUACCACACCCAGCUGUGGAUGUCUCAGGCACUCCGGCAACUAGAAGAUGGAGAGGAGUCUUCCAUCAACAAAGCCACUAUACUAGACUACCUCAGCUACUCCCUAUACCAGCAGGGACAGGUACAGAGGGCCCUGGAUUACACCAAGCAGUUACUCCAGCUAGAGCCUGAUCACCAGCGUGCCAAGGGUAACGUGAAUUACUUUGAGCAACAGCUGGAAAAACAGAGGACGGAGUCUGCAGCACAAGAAGGAACAAAGCAAGAGAAGGAAAUGGACCCUCUCCCAGAGAGGAACAAGUACGAGCAGCUCUGUCGAGGUGAAGGAAUCAAAAUGACUCCACGCCGAUGGAGCCGGCUUUUCUGCCGUUACCAUCACAACAACAACCCCUUUUUCCUGCUGGGCCCGAUGAAGCAGGAGGAUGAGUGGGACCGACCCUACAUAGUGCGCUACCAUAACAUAAUUUCCCAUGACGAGAUCGAGAAGGUCAAGGAGCUGGCCAAGCCCAGGCUACGCAGAGCCACCAUUUCCAACCCCAUCACCGGCAUAUUGGAGACCGCACAUUAUCGCAUCAGCAAGAGGCGCGCCACCGUGCAUGACCCCCAAACCGGGAAACUGACCACCGCCCAAUACAGAGUCUCCAAGAGUGCCUGGCUGACAGAAUAUGAGCACCCUGUAGUGAAGACACUUAACGAGCGCAUUGAGGCCAUGACCGGCUUAGAAAUGGACACAGCAGAGGAGCUGCAGGUGGCGAAUUAUGGCGUGGGUGGGCAGUACGAGCCGCACUUUGAUUUUGGACGGAAAGACGAGCCGGAUGCUUUUAAAGAGCUGGGCACUGGAAACCGCAUUGCUACCUGGCUCUUCUACAUGAGCGAUGUGGCAGCAGGGGGCGCCACAGUAUUUACAGACGUGGGCGCUGCAGUGUGGCCUAAAAAGGGUACAGCAGUGUUCUGGUAUAACCUGUUCCCUAGUGGAGAAGGGGAUUACAGCACACGGCAUGCUGCCUGCCCAGUGCUGGUGGGAAACAAAUGGGUGUCCAAUAAAUGGAUCCACGAGCGAGGCCAGGAGUUCAGGCGGCCGUGUACCCUGGGGGAGGUGGACCGGUGAAGAGGGGAGGGGCAGGAACUGCCCUCUCCUUCCUCGGCCCCCCUGCCCAGGACCCCAGUUUCUUCAGCACCACAGACGUCCUCUGGCCAUGAACUGUGACCCCAAAAUCACCAUUCUCAUCGCUGCCUGCAUUCCCCUCCCAGACCAAAAUUGCUUUUAUCCAUAAGCCUCCUGCCCUCAAAUGACUUUCUCUGUCAGAGGUUUGAAGUGUCUGUGUGUCUUCAAUCGAACCUUUCGAAUGAUGAUCCUGAAAAGAGCUUGUAACUGUUCUCCAUGCCAGAAGGAUUUGGGCUCAAAUGCAGCAAUAGUAAGUAAACAGUGUGAGGGUAAAUGCAGGCCUGAGUCCAUGCCACUCAAACACGUGAUGCCCCCUCCUCAACAAACACACACACACCCCGGCUCUAUACUGUACAUACACUCCAGUGCGUUCACACACCCCAGCUCUAUAUACAGGCUUCCAACAUUCUCACACUCCUAGUCCUAUACACACACCGCCACUGCGCACAGACACACACACACACCCUUCCAUUAGCAUUAAAGUUACCAGUACAGAUCUGCCCACUGAGCCACUGGAGCUAAUGUCUGGGAGGCUAAUAAUCGAUGAGAGUUUGCCUCUCUGUAUAACUCUAGGACCCCCUGGUUAGACUCCCAGCCGUAGUGAGCUCCAGCUUGGUGUGGGUUCAGUGUGUCCUUAGGAUGAGUCACUGUGCUGAGUGAGAGUGCCUCAGCAGAACCUGCCAUUCAUUUUACUGGAUAAAUAUGGAAAAUGUGACUUGAACCAUAUUCCUCAGCACAGAUGUUUUCUAAAUUUAACCGGUUUCUUUAUUUAUACCAAAAAAUCUUCCCCAGACCUGCAGUACCAUCUCUUUUUGGUUUUCUUUUGUUUGUUUUUUUAAAUGACAUUUGUAUUUAAUAAUAAAUAAAUAAAAAGUUGUACAGAAUUUUGAGAUGAGACAGGGAAUUUGACAUUUUGCACAUUUGUAUUGUUAUUAUUAUUUAAUCAUAAUAAUACAAACUACAGGGAAACUCCAAUACCUCAAAAAGGUACAAAGUGUAUAUGAUAAAUCAGCCAUAUUUUCCAUACAUGUACAAAUUCAAUUUUGAAAAGGAGAGUUUCCGUGCGUGCAAUCGAUAAUACAUUUAUUUGUGCAGUUUGCUUGUGUUUGUUCACUGAGGACAAUGCAGAACCACACGAAAAGUCAAAAAUAACUGGUUUUAUCAGCACAAAGAAAGUACAAAUCAAUCCCUUCUGUUUCUUGUUGAUGUGUUUUUGUUUUUGAUGUGCAUCUUCUUCAGGCAUAUGGUAUUUAGCCCCCAUCCAGCCCUAUGCGCUGUUAGUAUGCCCUGAAUCAACCACUAAUAGAUUUGGUGCUUUAAGCAUAAUUCUGUGUUGGUACUGUAAAUGGGAAUAAUCCACAGGUUAUCAUGAAUUCAUUGUUUUGCUGAUAAAUGAUUUUGCAUACCAUCAACAGGAUACAUGUUUGUUAUACAUGGCUGCUCUCCUAUUUUACUAAAUUUUUAGCACUCCAUAUUUUAUAUGAAAAGAUACCUAAACCACAAAAAAAAGAAUACUUUUUUUCUGUCAUAUUCCAUAAGUCAUAUUUCUGUAAAGUUGCAAAUGUAUUUGUUAGUCAUAGUUUACUGAAUCCAGGCCUUUGUCUUGACGGUGAAGGUGAAUGUUGCUGUUGCCCUUAUUGGCUGGUGUGGUAUAGGGAGAAUGUUGCUGUUGCCCAUAUUGGCUGGUGUGGUAUAGGGAGAAUGUUGCUGUUGCCCAUAUUGGCUGGUGUGGUAUAGGGUGAAUGUUUCUGUUGCCCAUAUUGGCUGGUGUGGUAUAGGGUGAAUGUUUCUGUUGCCCUUAUUGGCUGGUGUGGUAUAGGGAGAAUGUUGCUGUUGCCCUUAUUGGCUGGUGUGGUAUAGGGAGAAUGUUUCUGUUGCCCGUAUUGGCUGGUGUGGUAUAGGUAGAAUGUUGCUGUUGCCCAUAUUGGCUGGUAUGGUAUAGGAAGAAUGUUGCUGUUGCCCAUAUUGGCUGGUGUGGUAUCGGGAGUUACCCUCUUUUCUGUUUGUUUUCUUAUUAAAAUUAAUUACCUGGGAAGGAUGCAUUCGCAAGCAGGAGGGUCCUUGUUUUGCUUCUGCCCUGUUCAGUUCAUCUUUGUGCUGCUCUGGCCAUCCCUGAACACUUCUAGGAUUCUGUGUGAGAUCCACGCUAUUUAUAUCCCCUUCAAGUCGGGCCUUUUGUUCCGUAAAAUAUGUUUGGAUGAUUUACAUGUGUGAAAUUAAUUUUUGUGACAAAUAAAUGUUGUAUUAUUGAUAAUAA
Messenger RNA from Anguilla rostrata (American eel), 4152 nucleotides. RefSeq names its product prolyl 4-hydroxylase subunit alpha-1-like. Gene Ontology annotation, cellular component: endoplasmic reticulum. The record is from RefSeq and is a predicted model, not a curated record. The coding region runs from base 138 to 1838 and encodes 566 amino acids. Gene Ontology annotation, biological process: peptidyl-proline hydroxylation to 4-hydroxy-L-proline. Gene Ontology annotation, molecular function: protein binding; procollagen-proline 4-dioxygenase activity; L-ascorbic acid binding. Lineage: Eukaryota; Metazoa; Chordata; Actinopteri; Anguilliformes; Anguillidae. The transcript has 16 exons.